Molecule: messenger RNA, 2920 nt
Organism: Dimorphilus gyrociliatus
Lineage: Eukaryota; Metazoa; Annelida; Polychaeta; Dinophilidae
Source: the annotation of a GenBank genome assembly
AAUGCCUGAGGACAACUUCAAACAUCACAAAGGUCUUCUGCUACUUUGUAAAGCAGCUGAAGUAAUUAGGCUAAAAGAGAAAAAUGAGUGGAAUAAAACAAAGUCGAAAAAUUUCGGUAGCAACUCAAGUGUUAGCUCGUCAUCGGAUGAUGAAUCAAUGGAAGACGUUGAUUUCAGCGUCAAAGUUUCAAUUGUGGAGCAUUCAUUGGAAAACGAGCAACUGGAAGAAGGGAAAACUUUACCAUCGAAGCCAAAUGACCAUGAAGAGAAGGUUGAGUUGGAAGCAACUGAGGGGACUACCGAAAUUGCUUUAACUUCAGAUUCAGCUAUGGAAAUGGGACACGACGAAAUUGAACGAAGCGAAGAAGUUAAAGAGGAAUUAAGUCUGGAAUUGGUGAAUGAAGGUGAAGAAGUAACUCAAUCAGAGUCUUUAGAGAAAGAAUUCAAAAACCAUUCGGACACGGAUGAUUUGAACAAAAAAUUAUCUGAGAAUUCCUCACAAUCGGACGUCAUUGUGAAGAAUUUGCCAGAAAAUUCUGCAGCUAAUACACAAGCGUUUUGUGGCAAAGUUGAUAUUGAGAGUCAACAAAACGAGAACGAGAGACAAGAAGAAGUUAAUAUGAUAGAGAACAGGAACAAUGAAGAAGGAGUUGAGGAGGAAAAACGAGAACCAGAGAAAGAGAACGACAAUAAGGAUGAAAAGCCAAAUACGAACGAAAAUUUCGAUAAAAGUACGCAUCAAACUGAAGAUAACAUGGAGGGAAAUAAAAAACAAGAGACUGAUGAUAAUAAUGAUCACUUAACAGAAAUGGAGGAUGAUACGAUGUUACUGGAAACCAAUAGAAAAAUUGAAGAGCAUACAGUUUCAAAUGAAAUUGAAAACAACUUGAAAUGUAACUCACAGGAGAUUCUCGAGUCAUCAAAAAGUGAUGAAUCAUAUAAUACUAAUAAUGAAAAUAUAAUCAUUCAUGAGUUAGGUGUAAAUAUUACCCAGGAGGAACAAACGGAACAAAGGAAAUUAGACUUUGAGAGUAUUGAAAUUCUACCUUCUAGGAUUGAAGAAGAAAUGGAGACAGAAACGACAAACGAAUUGCAAAACGUAUCCGCCCAAAAUGAUCAGGACGAAAGUAAAUGUAGAUUAGAAUCAUCAAUUGAGAAUGAAGAAUUUUCUAACACAAUGAAUUCUAAUAACAAUGAAGUAACUUCAAAAAAUAUAAAAAUGUCAUGUUGUCUAGAGAAAGUUAAAGAUCCUUUACCAGAAGAUCCGAGAGAAAUUUGCAUCAUGGAGAGCGAGAAAAAAGAAGACAUAGGUAUCAUAAGUGACAUGGAGGAGAAAAUGGAAGAGAUUAAUGAAAGUAGGAUAUGUGAAACAGCUGCUGAAGAACAAGCUGGACAUAUAGAAAACGAUGCGGGCGACGUUUUGUCUGAAGAACAAGAGUUAGAUGUUGAAAAGGUAUCAGAAGUAGAAGAAAUGAAAAAAUGUGAAGGGAAAAUCUCAACAGAUUCAAAGAUGAACUCUGAACUGCAGUCAGAAACGGAAGUUGUCAACGAGAUGGAAGCAGCAGAUAAGGUGGAACUUUCGAAAGAAUCAGAGAUGAAGAAUGUUGAAGAAAUUUCUGUCGAAACUUUGAGAGAGCCAGAAAUUAAUAUUGAAACAAUUCCACAAAUGGAAAUUGUCACUGAGCAAAAUGUAGAGCUUCCAAAAGAACAAGAAAGAAAUAAUAAGGAGGUAUUAAUCGCUAAGUUUGAUCAAGGGAAAAAUGAGGCAGCGCCAAGUAACAACCAGUUGGGAAAGAGAGAGGCGGGAAGUGAGGUCAAGCAUAGCUUUAAAAAAGAGCAAAGAUCAAAUGAACUGCCUCAGCAAAAAAAGAAAGCAAAUGAAAAGCUUGUAAAUCUAACUGUUAAGGAGCCGCCAUUGUUGGAGUUGGGAAAGAGAGUAAAAAUCGAAAUGGAGGAGACAGAUAAAAUAGUUGAAAUUGAAAUGAAAGAUGUUGAAAGGUCUCGAGAGCCUCUAAAGAAAAGAAAACAAUCUGAGCCAAAGGAGAAUGUAAAGCGAGUUGGUGAGAGAAGAGCAAGGCGAAGGGAUACUACCAAAUCUAAAGCUGAGAGUCAACGCACGAGAAAACAGGACAGUAAAACGAAGGAGAAAAAGAAACCACAGGAAAAAGCUCAAGUGGUCUUAGCCACAUGUGAAAAAGAAAAGGAAGUAAUAGUCGAAAGACAGAAACCUGAGAAGAGGAAAUCCAGAGCAGAAGGAAAGAAGAAGACAAGUCGAGGUAAAAGUGAGAAUGCAAAAUCUAAAUUAAAAAAAGAAACUUCUCAAUCUCAUACAACUAGUGAAGAGUAUGAUAUAGAAUUUAUAAUAGACGAAAUGGAGAAAGUCAAACAGAAAGUGAGUUCAGGUAGAGCCAGUUGGGAAGAGGUUCUCUCCUACCGAAUGUUUGAUAGGCGACCUUGGAAAAUGGAUGAAAUAUAUUGUCACUUACGCUAUGACCUAGAUAUACAUAGUGAAAAUACAGUUUUUCUGGAAAAAGUGCGAAUCUCACUACAACAGGCCCUAAAAAAAUGGAAAUAUUCAAAUCAGGUUGUUGACAAUGUACUCAUAUAUUAUGAAGAAUGUCUGUCUGCUCAAUUACUGUCAGUGGACGAAAUUAUCUAUUUGUUGAAGAGGCGUAAACCAGUCGUAUAUGAUAGAAGACGUUUUCUAUUUCAACGGGAAAUGUUCAUCGUCAGAUCUUGUUUGGAGAACAUAACCAGCACGGAUAAGAAUGUUAUAGAACAAAACAGAGACAUUUGCUAUUAUUUUUUAUAUGUUCAAGCAUCAAGAUUUCUAUCUACUUUAGUAAGGAGAACCCAAACGGUAGUUGAAGCUUUCCUGAAAUUCUCUUCCAUGGUGAAAACGCCAUCUUGUGUCCGCUAG